UUUAACCGCACUAUGCAUGAUCUGUUGCGCACGCUCUCGGCUGAGCAGAAGAGCCAUUGGCCUGAGUAUCUCCCUCAGUUGGUGUUCAGCUACAACACCACAAUCCAUCAGUCAACGGGUGAGUCUCCGCAUUUCAUAAUGUUUGGUCAGGAGCCUCAACUACCUAUUGAUUUCCUUUUGGGCAGGGUACCAGAACCAGAAGGUGGCAGAGUGAGUGAGUGGGUGCAGGAACACCAGAGACGUCUAACCGUGGUCUUCCAUGGUGCUAAGGAAAGGUUGCAGGCGGCUGCCGCACGGAGGAAGGAACGGCAUGACCAAGGAGCCCAGAAUGUUCCAUUGGAGGUAGGACAGUUCGUCUAUCUUCGAGACCACGGAGUGAGAGGGCGCACCAAGAUCCAGGACGCCUGGAGCCCAAUCCUACAUCAAGUGGUUCGAGCCCCACCCCCUGGUGGUGUGGUAUACUCCGUAGCCCCCGUGCAUGACCUCAAUGGGAGUCGGCAAGUACACCGGGUGAUGCUAAAGCUUGCCCGCCAAAACCACCGCCCAGAGCCUCCCGAUGUACCCUUGGAGCCUAUGAUAGCAGCUGAUCAUGAGACUGAAGAUCACACCGGUCAGUGGGUCGUGGUGAGGGCACCCGGAGUCCAGACACAGCCUGCCCAUCUUGACCCAGUGGCCCCUCCCCCUGAACUGUCGGAUCCAUCUAGCCCCCUGGUGCAAGUCGACCCGUCUGCUCCGGCCCCAUUAACUCCUACAGCAGCUAGCCCUGAUCACGGCGCCCUAGCUCCACGGCGGACCUCCCGGACCACUGCUGGAAGACAUGGAAAUCUCCAUCGGCUCCCGGUAUCAGUGGUGAGUAGGACAGACGGGGCUACGAACCCCCAGGUACCUGGCUCUAGCAGUAAUAUGACAGCAGUUUUCAGACCCUGGUGUUAAUAGGACCCUGUUUUUAUUUGUUGUCCUAGAUCCAGUGCUUUAUUUUAUUUUUAUUUAUCUGCGGGACGCCGAUAAAGAAUGGGGGGGUAGAAUGUAACCGGCAGACUAACUGCUGUACCAAGUUUGUCCUCCUGUUCUCACCGUAGCUCCUCUCCUAUCGGUCACGCCCUCCAGUUAGCUUGCAGGUGGCUAUGUACUCAUUAGCGUCAAUGGCACUUUCUAUAAGACCGGCACCGGAGGUGGGCUAGUAAGUGAUCCCUAGGCUCCGUACGUCCUCCCUACACUGUGUUCGCUGUGCUGUCACCUAUGAAAGGUAUUUGGCUGUGUACCAGACGCU
Molecule: messenger RNA, 1270 nt
Organism: Alosa alosa (allis shad)
Lineage: Eukaryota; Metazoa; Chordata; Actinopteri; Clupeiformes; Clupeidae
Exons: 2
Coding region: 13-933 (306 amino acids)
Molecular function (GO): nucleic acid binding
Source: RefSeq, a predicted model, not a curated record